Molecule: messenger RNA, 4978 nt
Organism: Ylistrum balloti
Lineage: Eukaryota; Metazoa; Mollusca; Bivalvia; Pectinida; Pectinidae
Exons: 5
Coding region: 37-774 (245 amino acids)
Molecular function (GO): RNA binding
Source: RefSeq, a predicted model, not a curated record
GUUCCGAAUGGUGUACAGAGAAGCACACAAAGCGCAAUGGAUAAACCAGCUGGGAGCAGUCAUAAUCCUUCAAACGUAUCUAAGACAAACAGACGGCAGGAUUGGUGGGCUGUACAUAAAAACAAGAGUCGUGAAGAGAAACGAGAAGGUUUGAGAAAGUUGAUGCCAGAAAAUAAGUUUCAAGACAAUGUUUCAUCCUUAGUGGAACAGAAUAACAAAGGUGGCUUCAAAGCUAGUGUAGCAACAAGGAACGCACUAGCACAGGCAGUAGUGCCAGGGAAGAUGAAAGUAGAGAUGAAAUCACAAACCAAACUUAAUUUCAAAACUGUGAAAUCUAACUCAGAAAAUUCUAAGAAAAAGAAUAACAAGGUGAAGGUCAAAGAAGAGGUGAAAGAUGUGUUACCAAAUGUACAUAUAGCUGGUGAACAAACAUCAUCCAAACACAUGCCCAAGGCAUAUGUGCUCUGUGUCGGAAAUCUUCCUUUCAACAUUUCAAAGGAACAGUUAGAAGAACAUUUCAGGAAAACAGGUGGUGUAAAAUUGAUCCGGAUUCCAAAGGAAAAGGGAACAGACAGAGCCAGAGGAUUUGCUUAUAUAGAAUUCAAAGACAGAAUCAGUCAUGGGAUUGCUCUUCGCCUUCAUCAAACCACCUUAGCUGGACGUAAAAUAAACGUAGAAUUCACUUCCAUUGGUGGGAAAAAUAAAAAAAGGUUGGAUAAGCUCAAGCUUAAAAAUCUUUCUAAGGCCAAGUUUAAAAUGCCUUUGGAACAUUGACCUUUGUUGUGAUGUCAGCAUUAUAUGUUUUGUGAAUGAAAGAAUGAACUGGUGUAUUUCAAAUACACUAAAUGAUGUUUAUAUAUACAUUGUUUAGUUUUUUUUUUUUUUUUUAGUGAAAAUGUACAAGUUGUGAAAAAAUAGUUCCCCUUUUAAUGAGAGAUUCAAUUGAUGAUAAACAACAGGAUAUGUGUAAGCUGUUUCCUCUUGUUUUUUUUUUUUUUUUUUUGUCAUUUGGUGUUUUUUCUUAAUAAAAACGAAGCUGUCUAAGUGUGGUUUGCCAAUAUUUCAGUGUAUGGUAAUAUUGAUAGUCUGCAUUGUGGAUGUUAUUUGGGGAUUUUUUUAAAAACAGAUCUGUUGUUAUCUGAGUACUGGACAUGUAUGUCAAUAUCUUCAUAGUAUUUUCAGGUGCCAUUUCCUUAGUUGUAGCAGAAAUAAUGAUAUAUAAGUAAGAUGUUUGUAUCAUUGCAUUCACAUUGGAACUUAAACUUUCAAGUUGUUACCUACCAGGAGAAUGUGCAAUCUUGUUGCAAGUAAAUAGACAUAAAAUUUAAAGCACAUUGUACAUACCAAAAUUCUUUUAUACAUUUUUGUUUGUUUGCUGGGUUUUUACGCCCCAUCAACAUCCAGAGUCAUUUGCGAUGGGGUCUCCUUGUAGUGGCUGGUGGAUGACUUGCAGAACAACAUACUGGAGGUUUGUUGUAUGUCAUCCAGAGCAAUUAGCGUAAAGUGUCAAUUUCUUAACUGAGAAACACAAAAUGUUACUGGUAGGGAGUGUUGAACACUUUCCCUCAGAUCUUCACCACAGAUUAUGUAGACCAAAGCUGUGUAAUACAUUGCCUCACAGGUAAAUGUCAUCUGGUGACAAAAUAACACCUUUUCAUCUAUAACUGGUUUACAUAUACAUAUAUGUUGCCUGAUUAAUAGGGAGAGUUAGAUUGGUGUAUACAUGUAGGUGUGUAGUUUGUAUGUUUUUUUUUAUGUAUUAAUGAUUUAAUACAUUAUGUCAAUAUGUGCAUUUAUCAUUUCAUACUGCUAAAGAUUUAAAAAUGUGAAAAAUUUCAUAGCUUUAAGUUAUUUCAGGUUAUUUGAUAUAUGUAUAAACCUCUUUUCAUCCAUGAAAUGGAUGUGCAAUUACCAAAGGUGAUACAGCCUACUCUGACUGCAGCUUAGACAAAAUAUGGAAAGUUAGAAUUUAUAACAAAAAAAAAAUUGAAAUCAUAUUUCACAUAAAAAUGUUACAGAUAUACUCUUGGUAGUCCUGGGUUUGGUUACGUUUAGAUUCAUUCACUGCCAUCUGAUAUUUUUUUUGUUAGCAUACCCUGGUUUCUCGUAUUUCUUGAAAACCUUGAAAUAUUUUGACAAACCCAAUCAACUGGUUCAAAUAUAUUGCUUGCCUUCUCAGAUGUAUUGUAAAAAUUGAACACAAAUCCUUUUUUUCAGGGGGCAGGGUUUGAAGUUCAAGCUUGCUACAAUUCGAAUUUUUAUAUGUGUAAUUGAAAGAGAACAUUUGUAGUACUUGUUUUUAGAGAAAAAAAACACUCACAACAUUUGACUUCAUUUUUAUGCAUAUAUUUGGGCUUAUUCAUUAUCUUCAUUAAUGAAAUGUUAAACAUUCAUCUCUGUUCUUAAAGCUAAUGUCAUUCUUUGAAUUCUUCUAUUGAACGUUGCAAAGCAAGGUCGUAUAAUAGUAUUUCUCCAAGUUUGAACAAGAAUAUUGGAAUUCACGUUAAAUCCUUAUAAUACAAAAUACCUCAACUCCAUCUGUGAUUUUACUUAAAAUUUUAGUAUUUAUGAGCAUAACAAGCUUUGUACAUUAAUUUAUGUUUAUUACAUGUAUGUAUUAAAUAUAAAUGUUUGUUUAGUUAACUGUGAAGAUUUCACUUUUUUUUAUCAAAUCUUGUAUCAAACUUUUAGUUAUUAUCCAGCUUAAGCUUUUCAAAAAUUUGUCUUACUCUUCGAGAAAGUGUAUAGUGUUCCUAAUUUGGUUAAUUCAAAUAGUUAUUGUAGUUGUUGAAGAAGUUAUCAGAAAAACAUUCAACAAACAGAUAUUAAUUUUUGUUAAGUGUGUUAGUUUUAUAAGCAGUUCCAGAUAAGAUGUUAACACAACAGGCAUACUUUAUUUUUUCUUCUUUCAUGCUGAUGCUUUGUUUCAUUUCACAUGACUAAGUAAUAAAAAGUUAUUCAGUUUGUGAUGUUGUAUAUGUUAUGUAUGUAUCAAUGUCUUGCUUUAUACAGAAUGUGUUUGUUAUCAUAUCACUUUUAAUAAGUAAUGUACUUAUACAUCAGUGGGACAUAAUUCUUUCAUAGUUUAAAUAUCAUUUCAUUAAGAUGGUUUCAGUCUUUCAUAAUUGGACUGGCCUUUUUAUGACCCUAAACAAUUGUGAAAGUGCAUAUUAAUAUAAUUCCUCCUGUCUCUGACAGUAGUCAGUUUAUUUGUUAUUUAGCUGUGAUGUUACAUUUCUUGCAGACCUCAAAAACUCUUAUUUGAUUUGGUAGAAUCAAAUUUUAGCAAAUUUUCACCUUUUUGCCAAAUUGGCAAAAGGAUGAAUUUGCACCUGCACAGUUAUUGUAUAUGAAAGCAACUAUAGAAACUGCAAGUGGUGCAAUCAAAGUUUAGAGCAAUAUAAUCAGAGCAAAAAUUGCUUGAUUAUCACUAAAAUAUGUAUAUUUACAGUGUGCUAUAAAUCUGUCUAAAGGACUGUCACGAUAAAGGCCAUGUCAACAGUGAACAUUAUGAAAAUAUUGUUGUUUGAUUUGUCAGGUCUUCAUUGACAUGAUAAUCAUUGUGACAAUCAUCAAGAGAUUCCAUUCUUACUUAAUUUUGCAAUCAAUACUAGCAAUUCUAAUUGAUCUCUGCUUUAUUAUGUUGCUGUGUGAUAUUUCAUCAUGAUGCUACCAUUCUUCAAGGUAGGAAUUAAAGUUAUUAUAUCACAGUCAAUUCAUGAUCAGUCAUUGUAAUCACUGACGUUUUGAAACCUUUACUUAAAUGAUUUUCGGAUAGUAGCUUGGCCUUGUUAAAAAGGUCGAGUUAUGAUCCAAUGUUUACUCAUGAUCUGUCAUAUGGUGAAACAGUUGAGUACUGUGUGCAACUAUAUCAAGUUUUUAAUCAAUAAUACUGAUACUAUUGACGUAAGUCCUUUAGCACUCCUGGUACAUUUUAACAUUAUACUCAAUAGCCUUGGUAAAGCACAUGAGGAGUGUGUGUUAUUUGAAGUGGAUUAUAGAUUUUAAAUACAAUACCAUUUUCUUCAAAUCAUUUGCAGUUAUUUAAGUUAUUGUUUGCUUGGUCAACAAUUUUUUUAUGUAUAUGCCAUCAAACUUUUUCAGUGAAAUCAUACUUGGAUAUCAUCUUUUUGGUGUUAAUACCUGUAAGUUUGAUUAGACACAGGUGUGCAUUAAGAUUGGGAAGUCGUCAGAUGGCUUUAUUCAUGAUAUUACAGCACAAUUAACUGUAAAUACAUACGUUUGCUUAAGUGCUUUAUAUAAUCUUGGUGCAUUAUUUAUCAAUUUUUUUGUGUGCAUAAAUUAGCAUAUGCAUAAUUCUGGGUAAGAUGCUGUUCAAAUUUUAGGACUACGAAAAAACAUAUUCACCUUUUUUCAGGCAAAACAAAAGUCAAUGACUUGCCAAUUGUAUUAAAAACCCACUGAUGUAGAACACAUGCUGGGUUUCUUCUUACAACCAUGAUCUUCAUUCUUGGUAGAUUUGGGAAUCUUGCACAGUUAGGAAAGUGAUAAAGAUCAAUAGAAUACAGCUGACAUUUGAAACCACCGUGGAGUGGUAGAGGAAUGUAUGUAUAGCUGUAUAUGAGACAGAUAGGAUUGUUUAAUCAAACAUUCAGCUUUCUUGCCUAAAACAUUCAUGUUUUAUGUCUGUUUUGAGGUCCUUUCUGCUCUGGUUUAUCUUAUUCAUUCAUUUUUUUUUCAAAUUUAAGCAAGAAUCGCAAGUUUAAAUUUUGAACAUUAAGCUAGGAUCAGUUAAUAGUCAUUAUAUGAUGUUUGAUUACCAACAGAUUGCCUUGGUAACAUUUUAAUCCACUAAUUUCUCUUGCAAUAAUUUGAAUAAAAUUACCUGAUAUAGGACAUAUUAUGUAGAGCUGUACAGAUUACCAGUACAUCUAUUUCUGUUUGUUCAAAAUUUAAAUGUUCUAAUCAUUUUGAGUUGAUCUCUUCACAUUGAAGAAUAAAACUAAACAUUGUAUUA